AUGGGCAGGCAAGAGAUAACCUGUCUUAUCCAAGACUUGUAUCAUUUGAUGAUGCCACGGGUCGUAAUGCCAGAGGAAUUAUUACCGCAAGGCAUAGAGGCUUUCGGGUUGGGUCUAAACCUCUGGCUGAACAUUAAUAUAAUUUUGACACCCGCCUUCCCGGAGUUGCUCCUUAACAUGAGGAAGGUCUCGUUCAAUCUUCAGGGCGAACUCUCAAGAGUGAAUCUUCAGUGGGACCUCUUCCUUUACUAUAUAUUUAAGAAGAAUAAUAAAGUACAUAAAUCCACCACGACAAUGAUAACUAAUCAAACCAUAAAAUAA
Molecule: messenger RNA, 321 nt
Organism: Striga asiatica
Lineage: Eukaryota; Viridiplantae; Streptophyta; Magnoliopsida; Lamiales; Orobanchaceae
Source: the annotation of a GenBank genome assembly